UUAAAUGCACACACACAGAGGCACACAGGGACGGGCGAUUUGAAAAUAUUCCUGAGAACGCAAUUUGCGCUCAUGCGGCACAGCGUCACAUGAAAGAGGCCGCCUGAAGAGCUGGCUGGCACAGGUUUAUUUUGUUGUAAUAUUUUCUUCCACCCCCCAGCUCUUUACCCAGUGGAAUGAUAUCCAGAGCAAGUUUUUUGAGACAGGAAGUGAGGAAUGUUUUCACUAUGAGUGAUCUGAGAAGAAGGUGGGUUAGCCGAGAUAGCAGCUGUUUCGGACAAGAGGAACACAGUAAGUCAGUUCCCGAGGAAUACAGAUGAGAUGGCUCUGGGAGAAAAAGUCUUGGAGCACUGAGGGCUUUUUUCAGCUACACGUAUGUGAAAGGAGACUCGGUGUCUUUGGAUCGCUCUACAAGGAUUCCAGUGGAUGUCUCUUCUGCUUGUUUCUUGGUGGAAAACUUGCUUGUCUUUAAUGGAUACUGCUGCUGCUGGUUGAUCUCUGGAGACUUUACAGCUUCUUACCUGUUGAGAGGAGACAACUUCCCGUCCCCUCUCAAGGUCCCGGUGGUAGUAGCUCUUUAACAGUAGCCAUCCGUGGGGGAAAAAGAAGAUGCCUCUACCUUUUGGGUUAAAAUUGAAACGAACUCGACGUUACACAGUAUCCAGCAAGAGCUGCUUGGUGGCUCGUAUCCAGCUGCUCAACAAUGAAUUUGUGGAGUUCACGCUGUCAGUGGAAAGCACGGGCCAGGAAAGUCUGGAAGCAGUGGCUCAGAGGCUUGAAUUGCGGGAGAUUACGUAUUUCAGCCUGUGGUAUUAUAAUAAGCAGAAUCAACGCAGAUGGGUAGAUUUGGACAAGCCUCUGAAAAAGCAGCUGGACAAAUAUGCCUUGGAGCCAACUGUGUAUUUUGGAGUAGUGUUCUAUGUGCCUACUGUUUCUCAGCUUCAGCAGGAGAUUACCAGGUAUCAGUAUUAUCUGCAAUUAAAGAAAGAUAUCUUGGAGGGCAACAUUCCUUGCACACUGGAACAAGCAAUACAUCUGGCUGGUUUGGCUGUUCAGGCUGAUUUUGGAGACUAUGAUCAGUAUGAAUCCCAGGACUUUCUACAAAGAUUUGCUUUGUUUCCAGUGGGUUGGCUACAAGAAGAAAAAAUAUUGGAAGAAGCAACACAGAAAGUUGCCUUGCUACAUCAGAAGUACAGAGGCCUUACUCCUCCUGAUGCGGAAAUGUUAUAUAUGCAAGAAGUAGAAAGAAUGGAGGGCUAUGGUGAAGAGACCUAUCCUGCAAAGGACAGCCAAGGAAGUGACAUAUUCAUUGGAGCAUGUCUUGAUGGUAUCUUUGUAAAACACAAAAAUGGUCGUCCUCCUGUUGUAUUUAGGUGGCAUGAUAUUGCCAACAUGUCCCACAAUAAAUCCUUUUUCGCAUUAGAGCUGGCCAACAAAGAAGAGACAAUUCAAUUCCAAACUGAAGAUAUGGAAACAGCAAAAUAUGUGUGGAGGAUGUGUGUGGCUAGACACAAAUUUUACAGACUAAAUAAAUGCAGCCUAGAUUCCCUGGACUCUCCACCUGAGGAGGGCUCUCAGAAAUCUUCCCUCAUUCUUUCCCUUCCACGCUUUCCAAUCCUUUCUCGUCCUUCAUUUCCUAAAGGACAAACUCAGCCUGUUACAGUGAAUCCUGUUAGAAGACGGUCUUCGUCCAGAAUGUCUAUGCCUAAGCCUCAGCCUUAUAUGAUGCCUCCACCACCUCAGCUGCAUUACAAUGGUCAUUAUACUGAACCAUAUGCAUCUUCCCAAGAUAACCUCUUUGUGAGCAAUCAGAAUGGAUACUACUAUCACUCUCAGACUAGCUUGGAUAGAGCCCCUCAUGACUACAGUGGUCGGAUCCGCAAUGGUAGUGUCUAUAGUGCACACAGCACAAACUCCUUGAACAACCCACAGCAUUACUUGCAGCCAUCCCCCAUGUCCUCUAACCCAAGCAUUACUGGAAGUGAUGUCCUCAGAACUGAUUAUGUCCCAUCACACAGACAUAGUGCACUAAUACCACCUUCUUAUCGUCCCACGCCAGACUAUGAGACUGUGAUGAGACAGCUCAACAGAGGAAUGGUGCACACAGAUAGGCAGAGUCAUUCAAUGAGAAAUCUUAACAUCAGCAAUUCCUAUGCUUACAGCAGACCUGAUGCCUUAGUUUACAGUCAGCCUGAAAUACGAGAACAUGCUCACUUUGCUGCCCCACAGUCUAACCAUUAUCCAUUUAACCUGAACUACAGCUUUCAUAGCCAAUCCCCCUACCCAUAUCCUGCUGAAAAGCGCCCAGUUGUUGGGGCAGUCAGUGUGCCUGAGUUGACAAAUGUGCAGCUCCAGGCUCAGGAUUAUCCAGCACCAAAUAUAAUGAAGACCCAAGUCUAUCGACCACCUCCCCCAUACCCGUACCCAAGGCCUGCAAACAGUACUCCAGACCUUUCCCGGCAUAUCUACAUCAGCAACAGCAAUCCAGAUCUGAUCACAAGGCGAGUGCACCAUUCUGUCCAGACAUUUCAAGAAGACAGCCUGCCUGUGGCACAUUCUCUUCAGGAAGUCAGUGAGCCUCUAACAUCGGCACGCCAUGCGCAGCUGCAGAAAAGGAACAGUAUUGAAAUAGCAGGCUUGGCUCCCAGCUUUGAAGGAAUAAGGAUUAAAGAGAGGACCAUGUCAGCUUCUGCAGCAGAUGUGGCUCUUCCAAGAGUUAUCUCAGAAGGGUCACAGCCCAACAUUCUGAUGGAGAGAGCGAAGCAAAAAGAAGGUGAGCAAGAAGAAUGUGUGAACUGUGAUCAUAAGAAAACCCUUUCAGAUGCCACUAUGCUGAUUCACAGUAGUGAGGAAGAAGAAGAAUUUGAAGAAGAAAACAAGGCUAAUACAAGUCUUUCUCCUCUGCCCGAAGAUCAAACCCAACUUUCAUCUGUUAUUGGAGGUUAUUCUCAUGAUUCAGUACUGAAGUACCCUUAUAGCUCUGUUGCUUCAUCUGCUGGCCCUCUGCAUAUUCUUGAGCCUAAAUUACAUAUUACAGAGGCAGAGAAGAGAAUGAAAGAUAUGAGCCCUGUUCAUUUACUAGUAGAAAGCCAGGUCCAGAGAAGAGGGGAAGGACUGCUAACUCCAUCCAUGUCAGAAUCUGAUCUAACAACAUCAGGGAGAUACAGAGUAAGGAAAGAUUCAGUAAAGAAGAGACCUGUGUCCGAUCUUUUGUCUGGGAAGAAGAAUAUUGUGGAAGGCCUUCCCCCGCUAGGUGGUAUGAAAAAGAAUAAAAAUGAUGCAAAAAAAAUGGGCCCUCUAAAGCUAGCUGCCCUAAAUGGACUUGCAUUGACUAGAAUGCCUCUGCCAGAUGAGGGGAAGGAAGAAUCAACAAGAGCAACAAAUGAUGAAAGGUGUAAAAUUCUGGAACAACGGUUAGAGCAGGGGAUGGUGUUCACUGAAUACGAGCGCAUUCAGAAAAAAAGGCUUAUGGAUGGUGAGUGCUCAAUAGCUCGGCUUCCUGAAAAUGCUGAAAGGAACCGGUUCCAGGACGUCCUUCCUUAUGAUGAUACCAGAGUAGAGCUAGUCCCAACCAAAGAAAAUAACACGGGUUACAUCAAUGCAUCUCAUAUCAAGAUCUCUGUUGGGGGCAUAGAGUGGGAUUACAUUGCUACGCAGGGCCCUUUGCAGAAUACAUGUCAGGAUUUCUGGCAGAUGAUCUGGGAACAAGGGAUUGCCAUCAUAGCUAUGGUGACAGCAGAGGAAGAAAGCGGGCGAGAAAAAAGCUUCAGAUACUGGCCACGUCUUGGUUCACGACACAACACUGUAACCUAUGGAAGAUUUAAGAUUACCACGCGAUUCCGUACUGACUCAGGCUGCUAUGCAACUACAGGUUUGAAGAUUAAGCAUCUUCUCACAGGACAGGAGAGAACGGUUUGGCAUUUGCAGUACACUGACUGGCCAGAGCAUGGCUGUCCAGAAGAUUUAAAGGGAUUUUUAUCAUACUUGGAAGAGAUACAGUCUGUGCGGCGCCACACGAACAGCACUGCGGAUCCUAAAAGCUCUAAUCCCCCUGUACUGGUGCACUGCAGUGCAGGUGUGGGGCGAACAGGGGUGGUCAUACUGUCAGAGAUCAUGAUCGCUUGCUUGGAACACAAUGAGAUGCUGGACAUCCCACGAGUGCUGGACAUGUUGAGGCAGCAGAGAAUGAUGAUGGUGCAGACUCUUUCGCAGUACACUUUUGUCUAUGGAGUUCUCAUUCAGUUUCUCAAAAGUUCUAGACUUAUCUAAUCCCUGUCACUUCCUAAGGGACACUGCAAGAGUUUACAGAAAGGAAAUCACAGUUGUCCAGACAGACCUGGUGUUUAAAUUGAUGAAUCACACAGUUACCUUUUAGGGCUGCUGUGUGCCUGUUAAACCUAAGUCAGUGUAACAGUCCCUACAAAGUAGGAUCUUUGCUGGAGUAAAUUCUUCCUAUGUUCAGCUGCAGUCAUAUUAAGGAAGAAUUUCACUUGUACUGGUCUAUAGUACUUACACAUAUUCUCUAGAGUGGUGUUACUCUGGGCAAAAUAAGUAUCAUGGAAUGGAAGUACACAGCACAAUUUUACUAACAUUAUGUUUUGAAACAUAAUUUUUGACUGUGUGAAAGCUAAAAUCUGUAGGAGCUCCUUGGGAAUAUCAAGGUCUUAUGCAGUUUCACUCUGCUUUCAAUUUUAUAUUUAGAACAAUACAUCUAUAUUUUUAAAAAUGAACUUUUGGUUUCCUCUGGUUUACUUAGAAAAAUUAACAGCUCUUAGAUAUUUCAAGCUGUUGCUUUAAUAACAGUUAUUUUUAUAUUCAUAAUUUUUAAAUUAAAAAAACCAAAACACUACAACACAAAACUUUUUAAACAGAACAAUGUUUUCAGAGGAGAAGACUGACAACGUUUGAACAAACUUCAAAAAUCCUGCAGAAAGUCCUAGGGGAAGCUAUUGGUAAUUAGUUGUAGUGCCAUGUAAUAGAAUUGACAAGUGAAAGAUAAUGGCAACUGUUGAUAACUUCCAUUUGAGUGGAGGCAUUUUUACCUGAAACAAGCAGGGGAAAAAUAUUUUAAGUAUCUAUGAGGUUAUUGGAAACAAAUGGAUGAGAGAAAGUACAUAUUCAGUAUUAUUCAUAUGUUUAGAGGACAGUUUGAUUUUACUGGCUGAAAUCAAAGUGGAUGCAAAUGUUUUAAGCACUUUUUUUUCUCUGUUAUUUAUGUAGUUAAAUAUAGAUAAUAUAAUCAUGCAUUGUUUCAUAUGGUAAUAUACCAUUACUAACCUGAUAUUUUAGGAAGAGCCUUUUAAGUUGAUUAAAUGAGAGAACCAAAAUGGGAGUAAGAAGGUGCACAGUGGUGAAGCAGAGAUGGUCAUAUGAAGCAUAACGGAGGAGGUGUGGCAGCUGUGAUUGCUGGUUUACACAGUGCAAAGAUGACUUCUAAAAAUGUUAGUGUUCCCAGCCAAGAAAGCCGUUAAAGCAUGAGAUCCUCCGGAUUAUUUUGUCAGUACUAGAACAGAUUUUGCUAAUGCUGUGCAGCAUUGCAAAGAAGAGUAUUUGAGAACACUCGUAGAAUGCAAGAGCUGUUAGAGGUAACACUGGAGAUGUGGGUAUUUUAGUAGCUGUGUAGGUGGCUGAGUCAAUGGCUGUGGCAUGGACCUGAAGAUGAGUCAUACCUUUGGUAGUUUCUGUUUUGUCCCAUGGGGGCUGAUCUAAUGACAGUAUCCCUAAAUAAUCCUCUGUCUGUGGUUUUCAGAUGGGGACAGUGUGGUUUUAGCUGCCUUUCUGUGUUUUGAGAUGCUGAGUUGAAAACCUAUUCAAAAUGAGCUAUAGCUUUUAGAUAUCUGGUUUAAUUUCAAAAAAACCCUAUAGUAGAUCAGUCUGCUGGAAUGCUUAAGUGUCCAUUUCCCUUGAUACCUGCUUAGUGAAAUGAAAUGAAACUAAAAGUAAUUUUGAUCAGUGCUGAAAUUAUGUUAUUUUUCUGAGCUCUAACAAGGGUUUGGAAACUAUUAAAACCCUUUCAAAAUAAUAAUUGUGUCCCAAAACAUUAAUUAAGAAUGAUAGAUAGGUUGCCUUAAUUUCCUCUAUAAUAAGCUACUUCCACAAAGAAAAACACACAGUCCAAAUAACAUUGUGCUAAUAUGUCAUUCUGUACGAAAUCUUUUACUUUAAGGCACACUGUAUUGAUCUGGUGCUUUCAGGUCUGCUUGGAGGCAGUCUGAAUUUUUGUACUCUCAGUAUAAAUUAGAUUGAAUAUUUCAGACUAGGGAAAAGAAAUGUUGUUCUUACAUAAAUUUCCUAGGAAUUAUUAAUUGCCAAAUGUAAAACUGGAAGUCCAGAGGAAACCAGUACUGAAGACUGAUUCUUUAUAUAUAAAUCUUUAUAUAUAUAUAUAUAUAUAUAUAUAUAUAUAUAUAUAUA
This is a messenger RNA of Lepidothrix coronata (blue-crowned manakin), 6414 nucleotides long. RefSeq names its product protein tyrosine phosphatase, non-receptor type 21 (gene PTPN21). Gene Ontology annotation, biological process: protein dephosphorylation. The record is from RefSeq and is a predicted model, not a curated record. Lineage: Eukaryota; Metazoa; Chordata; Aves; Passeriformes; Pipridae. Gene Ontology annotation, cellular component: cytoskeleton. The coding region runs from base 610 to 4269 and encodes 1219 amino acids. Gene Ontology annotation, molecular function: protein tyrosine phosphatase activity. The transcript is spliced from 20 exons.